This is a messenger RNA of Aquila chrysaetos chrysaetos, 959 nucleotides long. RefSeq names its product prostate stem cell antigen-like. Bases 359 to 727 code for a protein of 122 amino acids. The transcript has 3 exons. Lineage: Eukaryota; Metazoa; Chordata; Aves; Accipitriformes; Accipitridae. The record is from RefSeq and is a predicted model, not a curated record.
UCACAGGCUGCAACCACAGCCUCGCUGGCUCUGGAGAAAUACAUAAGGCCAGCCUUGUUCUAAAGAAUUUGGUUUUUUUCCACUCAUGUGAACACUUUGCCCAAGGGUAGGAGGAAAGGCAGGGGCGUAGUGGUGGAGAGGAGCUGCUGGUAGCUCCAAAAGUCGCAGUCAGAUAGGAGAGGCACCUAACGCAAAUACCACCACCAGAAACCAACCCCUCCAUUGGUCCAGCCAGCAGCCUCGCUCAGGUGCCUUCGCAGGGUAACCUUCUGGGCAUGCCUGAUUGCUGCCUCCCACAGUAUAUAAACUGUCCCGGGAGAAAACAAUCCGUAUUCAGCACGAGAGAGGCUAUCCCAAAAUGAAGGCUUUCCUUGUCCUCCUGCUGGGAGCAAUCCUGUGCUUGGACUCAGGUUCUUCUUUGCAGUGUUACAGCUGCACAUCACAGCUCAGCAAUGCCAACUGUCAGAAUAAAGUGGACUGUAAGGAGCAGGAAACAUGCAAGACAGAUGUGAUCAGAGUCAUAGGGCUCUUCAGCAUCAUCAGCAAGGGCUGUGACCCGUCAUGUGAAUCAUUCCAUCAGGACUUCAGCGUGGGCAACAGGAAUAUCUCCUGCUGCAGCAGCAACCUCUGCAAUGUCAACACAGCAGGCAGUGUGAGGUGCAGCUAUGGGAUGGCAGCAGGGACAGCAGCCGUUGUGCUCUGGACCUUCCUGAACAACAGACUGUGAGGAGCAAAGAGGACUCCCACGACCACAGAAGGUCUUCGAGCACCCCUCUUAUGACAAGAAUGGUAACCGGGAGCAGUGUGGUGUGUUGGGCACACAGCAUCCUUGGAGCUGAUGGCAGAUCUUUGCCAUAUGAAAGCUUCUUCAUUACUGUUAUUGUAUUCCUGUAGUGCUACCAGAUAAGAAAACAUGUGUACAUGCUAUCUGCAUAACACCUAAAACAUGCUUAUUUCUG